Molecule: messenger RNA, 593 nt
Organism: Phoenix dactylifera (date palm)
Lineage: Eukaryota; Viridiplantae; Streptophyta; Magnoliopsida; Arecales; Arecaceae
Product: BolA-like family protein
Biological process (GO): protein maturation; intracellular iron ion homeostasis
Cellular component (GO): cytosol; nucleus
Molecular function (GO): 2 iron, 2 sulfur cluster binding
Source: RefSeq, a predicted model, not a curated record
CAUGUAAACACCGGUGAGGAAGGAACCAGCGAGGUAAGAAGGUACACGAAUACAAAAAUAUCGCAUUUGCCUCCGCCGUCCAUAAGCUCACCCCACCUCCCCUUCUUCCCGGUGCCCGAGGUAGCAGGAGACGGAGGAAGCGAUGGGGGUGGCCAAAGAAGACGUCGAAUCCGCGCUCACUUCGGCUCUCAAGCCCUCUCAUCUUGAAGUGAUCGAUACAUCCGGAGGAUGUGGGGCACGGUUUGAGAUCGAGAUAGUAUCGGAGCAGUUCGAGGGGAAGAGGCUGCUGGAGAGGCACCGCCUAGUGAACGGUGCGCUGGCGGAGCAGAUGAAUCACAUCCACGCCCUCUCCAUCAAGAAGGCCCUCACCCCUUCUCAGUGGAAUCCCCAGCAGUAGCGCCACCACCAUCAUCCAACCAUCUAUUAGUGAGUCUUAAUAUGCUCUCCACACAAUAAUACAUACCUUGAAACAAUUGCAUGUCGUGGUUGUGCCGACAUUGAGAUGUUCUUAUAUGAUUUCUAGAUCAAAGAUUCUGUAUUGUUAUUGUGUUCCCUAUGCGAUCGAUGAUUUUUGAGUUGUGUUUGCUUUUUGA